This is a messenger RNA of Triticum aestivum (bread wheat), 591 nucleotides long. RefSeq lists its product as uncharacterized. The transcript is spliced from 2 exons. Lineage: Eukaryota; Viridiplantae; Streptophyta; Magnoliopsida; Poales; Poaceae. Bases 145 to 591 code for a protein of 148 amino acids. The record is from RefSeq and is a predicted model, not a curated record.
CGUAGUGGAAGCACACGGUGCCUCGACCUCAUCUAGCACACCGGAGUACACGAUCAGAAGUGAAGGUAACACUCCCAUCCUUACUCUCCUUGCGUCCCUUGAGACUGAACCCUCAUUUAUUGGUUUCGCACCUGAGCAGACGACAUGGACGCUUACCUUAGUCGUCUCAUGAAUGAUAAUGUCAACCCUGACAGCCUCUUUGACGAUGAGUAUUACCUGUUUGCUGGUGAAGGCUCAGAUGCUGAUGACAUGGAGCACGACGAAUUGGAAGACUCAAGUCACAAUACCUAUGUCGACCAUGAUCCAUUGGACUAUGUCUACUCAAACCUCCCAGACCACACACACAUCCUGAAGCACGCCGCAAAUUGCGAUCACUGCAAGGCCAAGAAGUUUGUGUCCGAGGCCUCGGGAUUCUGCUGUCGCAGUGGGCAGAUCCAACUGAAGCAACCGGAGCCCAUCCCGGAGCUAAUGAGGCUUUGGUCUAGCAUGGAUGCGGACUCAAGGCAUUUUCGGGAGAACAUACGGUUCUUCAAUGGCCACUCUCCUUCACAACCCUCGGAGUCAGCCUUGAUGAAAGCUACACAAACAUGA